CGGGUUUUGAUCUGGAGGUUAGACAUUUUCUGCAGAACUUAUUUUCUAUUUAUACAACAUACAAACUGUUAGGACAAUACAUUCUCCCUCUGCCAACCAAUGUAGAAAGGGUUGUGAGCAAGUAGAAAAUACUUUAGUGACGAAAAACAAAACAAAAUAUAGGAUUAUUAUGAACCACUCAUCAAAUGAUUUUAAAUCAACCACUGCAUGUGAGUUUGCCCUGGAACUGUAAAACCUGACAAUGUGGAAACAUGGGAGUCGGUUAAUAGGCUUUCCUCAUAUUGAUUCAGUUUUAACAUAAAAGCACGCAUCAGCCUAGGCUAUUUCUCCCAUGGACUGUAGGAGGAUGGCUUCUGCAAGAAACAAAGGGCCCAUGCUCUUGGCUCACAAUGGGUUAAGUUGUGUGAAAAGCCGAGUUGGCGUUGAUGGUAUUCAUACAAACUGAUUAACGAUAUUGAUUAACAAAACACGCGGGAUUGUAAUGUUUAGUACGAAGGAGAACGAAACACCGAGUCAUAAUUGAUUAGUACUGGCGCUGAAAUAAUGUAAUUACCUACAGUAAGGCUUUGUGCACGAAAUAUUUUCUCUGCGCACUUGUUCAAAUCAUUAAGUAUUAACAAGCUAUUUUUAAUGAAAGUUGCCGAAUGCCUUAAUUGCAGAAUAAUGAUUGAUAGAAGAGAAAGCGCCAGCCUGCAAGAAAACAAAUCUGUCUAACUGUAGCUUUGAAGACAGCGAGCUUGCUUUCGACCUGAUCAGGAACUUGGUUUCAAGGGAGAGCGCCCCGCCCUCUUGGUACUUAUAACCAGAAAGCCUGUUUGCAGGACGCUCAAACAUAACAGGAACACUGGAGACCACAUCGCUGUACAUGAACCAUACCUGGAAGAGAACUCUGGCUACAAAGACUUUACGGAUUACGCUGUCUGUUUCGCCUUUUUACGGCAAGCAAACGAGCAGAAGUGGCCAUGGAUUUUCUCAAUCACAACUAUCUGAAUGCGCGCAACCCAUAUGACUAUACUUUUAAUUUCUGGAACGACUAUCUUGGGCUGACGACGUUGGUUACGAAGAAUAACAAGCUCAGCAUGCCCCAAAAUCCCAACUCCAUCACCGAGUCCCUGAAAGCGACUCUGGGCUUGGACGAUUCCCCGGCGUGUCCGUGCAUAAUCGCGGGUGCCGUUGGAGAAAGCGGGCACCUGGAUUGUUGCUGCCCGUCCGGGAGCCCCCCACCAGCUUCCAUCCUGGACUUGAAAGAGCGUUUCUCGAUACUGAGCCCCUUCCAAAAUCAGCUCGGCGUCCAGCUGCCGGAGCGGGAGGUGGGUUUUGGUGGGAACUUCACUGGGUUCGAUCUGUUCGGCAUGGAGAAGAAGAUGCGCAAACCCGCUUCCAGAAGCAAACAGGAGCCGAAAAUCUGCGUCUUCUGCCGAAAUAACGGAGCGCCCGAGGAGGUGUACGGCUCCCACGUCCUGAAGACUCCGGACGGCAGGGUUGUGUGCCCGAUUCUGAGGGCUUAUACCUGCCCCCUUUGCAGUGCCAACGGGGACAAUGCUCAUACGAUAAAAUAUUGUCCACUGUCAAAAGACCAGCCAUCCCAGCGACCAUUAAAGGGUGGGAGGGCUGUGGGUGGUAAGAGGAUGAAAAUAUUUUAAACAAACAAGACUAUAAAGGAAAAUAAAUUGCACUGAACAAUUUCCAGAUGACUGUUUUGAUUUCGGCUCUAGCCUUUAUCCCAGUUUCAUAAACAUAUUGAUUUUAUCUUUUUUGUUUCUCUUAAGAUCUCUUAUAUUUUUAUAGUUCCUUUAUUCACAUAGAAUAAUUUUAUGCUUUAUACAUCGGAUUUAUUUUUCUUUAUAGUCUGUAGUUAUUUUGAGUGUGGGUAUACAUACGCAUAUGUAUCAAUAAUCACAAAGUGUGAAUAAAUACAAAAAAUAAAUAAAAAGUAUUUUGGUCAUGUAGGGAACACACUGACAUUGGCAAAGGGGAUGAAUGUCAUAGCCUUUUUCUACCAAGUAUUUUUGUAUGGUGAGCUAAGCUUGCCUCGAUUUUCUUUCACGUCUUAGAAACCAAAGUUAUGUUUGCCAUUAAAGAAGCUCAAGAAUGUGUCAUUAGUGAAUACUUGUGUGAGUCUGACUGGAGGAGGAACUCUUUGAUCCCAUCUGCCUGCCUAAAAACUCCACAACAUAUUUUCCAACUUUCUGUAAAAGUUGACAUUCAAUCUGCAAGGCAGGAAGAAAAAGAAGAAAAAAGAGACAAUGUGGCCUCUGUUUAGGGCUCAUAUUCUCUGGGGAACGUUCUAAUCAGUUGUUGUAAAGCCAAACCUCUGUUCUAAUCAUGUGAGACGAGACAGUUACCCGAUUUUGCAUUUAAUGAGAAAUAUUAUUCAAUACGUUUUAUGUUUACAUUCCCAAAUAAGGGUGACACACUGGAUUUCUUUUCUCUGUCAGGUCUCUCUUUCUUUAUGGUGUUUUUGUUUUGGUUUGCCCUCACAAUGUAUUCACCAGAGACUCACGUAAGCAUGUCUGCUUUGCAUUAUGAAACUGAGUGAGUCCCAUUUACCUUUCAUUCUGUGUCGGGGUGAAGAAAAUGGCAAAUGAAUGUUCGCAAACAACAUGUUAUCCCAUUAUUUCUUUUCUGAAGAAUCCCAAAAAAGAUGCAAAAAUGUUGUGAAUGUAUGAUUGAAAGUGUCACUUGCAGGACUGCACAUUUCUGACAGUUUUGUUUACCAAAGGAAUACAAUUGAAUUGAAGAAAAAACAAGAGAAAGAUUUGCUGUAUUGUGUAUAAAGUGAUGUUUAUUCAGUAUUUUAACAUUACAAGUGACUUCAGAGGGCGCUACCUCAACAGGAUUUUGUACUUACACGUAAAAAUGUCAACAGCAGUUUAUUGAUAUAGUGCUGCCAUUUAUAAUAAGGGUUUUGAUAGGUAUUUUUGAUCUUUGUAUAACAUAAUUGUAUUUUCAUUUUGUUGCAUUUAACAUAAUGGAAGCAAGUUUCCAAGAAGCUAUAAGCAUUGCUCACCAAAAGGUGAGACUGUCUGUAAAUAGUGAUAUACCCAUACUUUUUAAAGUUUAGUUGUUCAAUGUUGCAUUCUUGAGAGUGUGCAAGAGAGUGGAUAUUGAAAAAAAGCUGACAAAAUUUGCCACUUUUAACAGAGGUUUUUUGGAUUAAAUGAAUAAGAGAAAAAGAAACACUGUUGAACUUUGUUAUUUAUAUUUUACCACAAUUUCCUGUAUGCUGCUGUGCAGAAUAACAACAUAUAAAUACACUAGAGAAAUAAAAGCGUAUGAAAUA
This is a messenger RNA of Oreochromis niloticus (Nile tilapia), 3283 nucleotides long. RefSeq names its product nanos homolog 1 (gene nanos1). The record is from RefSeq and is a predicted model, not a curated record. Gene Ontology annotation, molecular function: RNA binding; zinc ion binding. Lineage: Eukaryota; Metazoa; Chordata; Actinopteri; Cichliformes; Cichlidae. Bases 963 to 1643 code for a protein of 226 amino acids. The transcript has a single exon.